This is a messenger RNA of Rhizophagus irregularis DAOM 181602=DAOM 197198, 231 nucleotides long. Lineage: Eukaryota; Fungi; Glomeromycota; Glomeromycetes; Glomerales; Glomeraceae. The record is from RefSeq and is a predicted model, not a curated record.
AUGCUCUAUUUUAAUAAGGAAUUACCUUAUCCAACUGGAUUUGGUCGAUACAUAGAUGGUCCAAUACUUAAAAGUCCAUUUAUUCAUGGGCCUAGUUUAAGUUCAGUAUGGAAAGGUUUGGAUUCUUUUUGUGUUUAUGAUAAUAAGGGUAACCAUUUAAGUUCUAUAGAUCCUUCUAAUGGGAAUAUGACUAAGCCACCAGUAAAAGGAAGAAAAAUCAAUAUAUCAUAA